Molecule: messenger RNA, 1980 nt
Organism: Peniophora sp. CBMAI 1063
Lineage: Eukaryota; Fungi; Basidiomycota; Agaricomycetes; Russulales; Peniophoraceae
Source: the annotation of a GenBank genome assembly
AUGUCAGCGCUUGAGAAGUUCCAGGAGGAGAUAGGUCGAUUACGAGCCGACGCUGUCAAGGAUACAUUACAGCGCGCCGGCGGUCUCUCUGAGAAGAGGCCCGACACCAAGAGUUUGCCCUUAAAGGCGAAGAAGGCUGACACUGCCGCCAAUGGCAAGGGUCAUACCAGAGAGAAAUCGGGCGACGCCAAAUCUGGCUCUCCCAUUAAGCACAAGAGGGCGGAUGCGUCUCAUGUGGCACCCGGCUCGGUGAAGGACGCCGAGGACAAUGAUGCAGCUACCGAACCAGCAGCCCCAACUGAGCUCACAGGAGACCCUGAUGCCGGAUUGGACAUUGAGUUUGAGAUACAAAUCCAACUACUGGCGGGCACCGAUGAAGGCUUUGCCAAAGCGAAAGAUCUUCUAACUAUACUCCUGACACGGCGACGCGGGGAGUUCUUGAUACGAAUAGGUGCUCAUCCAUCCGCAGACAAGCUCUUUACCAACUCCGAGCUUACUGGGGAGGAGGGGUGGAAUGGUAUUCAACGGACUGAGGCGGAGCUUGCGACUCUGAAAGAGUCAUUACGACGCGCAGUGGAAGAGAUUGGUGGGAAGGUCUCUGUACUUUUCGAAACCGGAGGAGAGCAGCCGCGCGCAUGUAUACUGUGUCGACUACCACCUGCAGACGUUUCGUCCACUGCUGAGGUUCGAUGCGCCAUCGUAGGAAAUGUUGACUCCGGCAAGUCAACAACAUUGGGUGUCCUUACUCGUGGUGGGCUCGAUGACGGCCGUGGGCUUGCGCGUGUAGUCCUGUUCCGCCACAAACACGAGAUUGAGACCGGUCGCACGUCCAGCGUCGGAAUGGAGAUCCUUGGCUUCGACACGGAAAGCAAACCCGUGCUACCAGUACAGAGCGGAUCGAAAGACCCAGACGUACUUCGCCGCGAGAAGCUCGGCUGGGAAGAGAUCUCUGCUAGAUCGGCCAAGAUCAUCACCUUCAUCGACCUCGCCGGACACGAGCGAUAUCUGAAGACUACCCUGUACGGUCUGACCUCCGGUGCACCAUCAUGCGUGAUACUCAUGGUUGGCGCAAAUGCUGGUAUCAUCGGCAUGUCUAAGGAGCAUCUGGCAAUAUCACUUGCUUUGAACGUUCCGGUCGCUGUAUGCAUAACGAAGAUCGACAUGACUCCGCCACAGAAGUUGCAGGAGACCGUUGAGCAAGUCGACAAGAUCCUGAUGAGCAGGGGAUGCCGUAAGACACCAGUACGAAUAACAUCGCAUGAAGUCGCCAUCAAAGCGGCGCAGGUGGUGACGAAAGAGCGAAUAGCUCCCAUAUUCCAAAUUUCGAACGUAACUGGAUCUGGGCUCGACUACAUGCGGACUUUCCUCAAUCUCCUCCCUUCGAGCGAAGAUGACUCGGAGAAGUUCGAUUCAACAUUGCCGCUCGAGUUCUCCGUCACUGAAGUCUGGUCUGUUCCCUACGUGGGUACCGUGGUCAACGGUAUCCUGAAUAGCGGGCAGAUCAAGGCGGGAGAUCCAGUCCUGCUCGGUCCGGAUGGCAACGGAGAGUACAUCUCCACCGUUGUCAAGAGCAUGCAGCGGAAACGCGCCGAUGUGACGCACGCCGAAGCCGGUCAGACCGUUGCUCUUGCUCUGAAGCGCGUUCGUCGAGCGGCAGUACGCAAGGGAAUGGUCAUCGUACACAAGAUCGAUGCACCUCCACGCGCUGUCAAGCGUUUUGAGGGGCAGGUACUCAUCCUGUACCACAAUACAACUAUGCAAGUCAACUACCAGGCUAUGCUGCACUCCGGAGCUGUACGCCAGACUGUACGCAUAGUGUCCAUUGAUCAUCCACAGGGUCUCUUGCGGACAGGAGAUCGCGCGACUGUCAUAUUCGAGUUCAUCUCUCACCCUGAGUUUGUGAAGAAGGGGAUGAAGCUCUUAUUCCGCGAGGGAAAGACCAAGGGUCUUGGUGUAAUCACGAAUCUGCUCGACGCGUAA